This is a messenger RNA of Leptopilina boulardi, 3014 nucleotides long. RefSeq lists its product as uncharacterized. The record is from RefSeq and is a predicted model, not a curated record. The transcript is spliced from 5 exons. NCBI's taxonomy places the organism in Eukaryota, Metazoa, Arthropoda, Insecta, Hymenoptera, Figitidae. Bases 113 to 1450 code for a protein of 445 amino acids.
UCACCGAUCGUCGCGAAGUUCGGUUAUGUUUUUUCCGCGAGUUAUAUUAUGUACGUUAAGAAAAAUAAGGGGUGAAAAAAUGCCACGUUAGAACAAUGUGGACCAUGAAAUAAUGGGUAAUUUAGCAACAGUGGGUGUUGUUCUUAUACCCUGCAUUGUGGAUUACGUUUGGGGCAAGGAGGCAAUACAAGGAUGCAUCAAAGGAGAAGCUGGUUGCGAUACGUGUCGAGGUGAUUUUUGCUUACGAUGUAAGUUUCUUUUUCAUGAGGGUUCUUGUGUUGACUCGUGUCCACCAGGUCACACUGAAGUUUGGUCCACACGAGAAGAUUACAUGGGUAAAGUCUGCAAGGAAACAAUAAGAAAAUUUAUAUUUGGCCUCUCAGGAAGUGAAAUAGCAAUUCUUGUUGGUGUUGCCUCCGGUGCCACAAUAUGCAUCUUUAUUAUUCUCUGUGGAGUUAUUGUUGUACAUCGAAGAAAGAAAAAAGCAGCCAAAAUGAUUCAGCAUUUUGAAGACAGUGCUGAGAGAAGAGAAUUUUUAAAGCAUCUUGCAACCCUCAGAGGAGAGGGAAAUACAUUCCUCUCUAUGCUCAACGACACCCGAAGACAAGUCAGAGAGUUGCACUACUCGGGAAAUAAUGGGGAUGGAGCUGUUGGUAUUCAAGCUUACAGGCCCGUUCUCCGUGAUCUUGCCAGAAUUCUAGUAUUGAUAAAUAGGAGAGACGAUGAAAUACCAAGACCCCCAGAUGACUGGCAAAGACUGCUCUCCUGGGCUGAACGACUUCUUCGAAGAUAUAAACGACACACAUCACCACAAGUUGCGCAACUGGUGACAUUUCUCCAGCAGCCAGCAACAUCCGUCCAAAUAGGAACAAAUCCACAACAAAUAUCGAUAUCGCAAACAUUUCAAAAUUAUGAACCACGAGCAACACCAACGAAUCUCACAACGUUUCAAGCGAAUGCACCACUCACGACAUUCCAAGCCAGUGAUAAAUCAAGCAUUAGUCCAGCAAGUUCAAGUAUUGGUUAUACAAAAGACAACAGUCCUGUGGGUUCAAGUCUUGGUCAAAAUAGCUCGAGUAUUUAUAAUGAGAAACUCAGUCCUAAUGGAUCCACUAUUGGACAAUCAACGCCUUUGGUGUCAACAAAGGAUAAACGUGUGAAACAAGUGGGUUCACAUCAUCAUCAUCAUUUACAAGAACUCGCCAUUUCACCAUUCAAUCAUCACACUUACAGUCCCGACAGUAAUUUAGCUCAUAAUAAACAUUUAGUUGGUAAUAAUAAACAAUUAGGUGAACUCGAUCAUGAAUUAAAUCCACAGUGGGAGUUUGAGAGUACAAUAGAAGCUGCCAAUUUCACCAUUUUAUCAGAAUGGGCACCUGGUCGUGAUUAUCUUGAUGAUUUCACGAUUUUAGGAUUUCGACCACAAGACGAAAUUACCACGGAAUUGUAAUAGUAGUCGUUGAUUUUUUUUUUUUUUUGCUGUAUUAUAAUAAUGCAUUCAUUUUCAUUUUCGAAAAUGAGACGAAAAAUUAAUUCAAAAACUUUUUUUUUCUAUGAUUUUGUUCGUGCUGAAAAUACUGCCUGAUUGCAUAAUAAUUAAUGCAAAAUAUUUCAGUUUUGCUCAGGCCUUAAAAAAAUUGAAUUUAUGCAAAUUCAUUUAUUUUAUAAAUUAUAUAGAAUUAAAAAUUAAUUUUUAAUUUGCUUAGAUAAGCAGACAAUAUUUCAGUUUUUUUUUUUCUUUAAAUAUUAUUUUUUGUUAAAUUAUUUUGAAAAAUUAAUUUUUUUCUUAUUUUUUUAUAAUAAAAAAUUUUUCAAAUCUAUUUUUUUUUUUUUUUUUGGUAAUGACAAAAUUAUUAUUUGCUGUUUAAUGUUUGUGGAUUAAAACAUUAGAUAGCAUUUAGAAAAUGAACGAAUUUUUUUUUGCAUUUAAAAAGCCUUACAAAGAAACCAAUUGUGAGUCACUAAAAAAUUCUUAUAAAUAGUAUCUACAUAUAGCAUAUCUUUCAUUGUAGAAGAAUAGAACGAGAUUAUAAGAACACCAAAUAAGAAUGAAUUUUUGUAUAAUAUAUAUAUUUGAUUAUUUAUAUAAACUUGUCAAAAUAGAGUCGCAAUAUAGCUGGCUUCUAUCUAUGUUCUCGUACAUAUGGCCACUUUGUACCUUUCAAACUAAUAAUUGUUAUGUCCCCUUCACUACAAUUUCAUUGUUUUCCUUUUACCUCUAUUGCUGCUCUCUUUUUCUACAUUGCAAAUAAAAAAAUCUUAUUUUAAGGGUAGAAAUAAAAAAAAAAAGUUAGUCAAACUUCAUAUUUUGUUAUUUUUAAAUAAAAAAACAAUGUACAGUAUUUUUAAAUUAAUUAAUAUAAUUGUUUUUUUAAAUUUAAAAACACUUAAAUGUAGAGUUGAACUAACUUUUCUUUUGACCCUAUUUUGCAAUUGAAAAAUAAUUCUUCAAAUCUAUUGGCUCCACGUUUUUUCAAUUCGAAAUUAUCAACUAAUUUUGAUUGGCUAUUAUUAACUAAACAGUUUAAUUUCUUUAGACAUAUUAAAGUCCCUUAUACAUAAAAAGAAAAAAAUUUGUUACACUUAAAAGAAGUAACAUUUUUAAUUUUAUACAUUUUUAUAUAUUUUUUUUAUUUUUUUUUUUGGUAUAAAAUGUUACUUUUUUGACACUCGCCGAGUUGCACAUUCAAACAGUAUUUUUUCUAUACUUAUUUUUUAUUAUGUGCAAUCAAAUAGAGAUACACUGAGAAAUACAAAAUCUUUCUACAAAAAAAUGCAAGAACGAUUUUAAAAUGAAAAGAAGAAAUAUAAAAAAAAAAGAUGUUGUAUCGCUUUUUCGAAAAAACUUUGACAUAAUAAUAUUGUAUUGUGUACACUAAAUUUGUACACACAUUUUUUGACCAAAUAGGUCGUUUGUACAUAUCGUUGUAAAUAGUGGUUAUAAUUUUUAAUAUAAAUUACAGCGACUGUCGAAAAUAAUAUAUAUGAUUAAAAUAAAAGAAAAGAAAAACAAA